AAUUGGAUUUAGCUGUUCAACUUUCUAUGGCUGGUAGUGAGAUGGGUGGUUUGGUGAAUAAGAUGGAUGAUGAUGGUCAUGAGAAUGUAGUAAUUGAGCAGCGUCCUAAGGAUUUGAGGGCUCAACAUAAAGAUAUAGCGAGGCAAAAUGCUUCGAGAUAUGCUUUUUUUGAUGCUCGGGAAGAAGAGAAUGAUGAGGAUGAUGAUGAUGAUGAAGAAGAAAUGGUAGCAGAAGAACCAGUUGGGAAUGUUGAAGAUUGGCCUGGACCAUUUUCAACUGCCAUGGAAAUUAUAAGGGACAGAGAGAAGAACUCGAAUCGUCAAGUACGUGAUUUGAGUUCUGUUAAAGAAGGGUUUCCAUUAGUAUCUUGGACUCCUAGGAAAGAAAGUUACCUUGAGUGCAGCAAGCGAGAGGCGCCUGCAUUGAUAAGUUUGUGCUUGAAUGUCCUGGCAGAGAAUGUUGAUGCAAUCACUUCUCUUGACAGUGUCCCAGAUGCAUUGAGGAACAAGCUUAGUCGAUUGUUUUGUGAUUCUAGGAAGAUGAAUCCGCAUUUUCUCAGUCUUCUUCUUGAUGGGUCUCCUUCAGAGAUACGCCUUAGUGAUUGUUCGUGGCUAGAAGAGCACGUGUUUGAGAAGUUGUUUGAAGCUUGUGACUUUAAAAUCAUGACGGUUUUACAACUUGAUCUGUGCGGACAUUGUGUAUCUGACUCUUCGUUGCGCAAGGCCUUAGUACCAAAAGGAUUGGAAGCACUGACAACUAUUUCGUUGAAAGGUGCUUGUCGUAUUUCAGAUGCUGGGCUUGCUGCACUUGUUUCAUCCGCCCCUGCCCUGAGAUCUAUGAAUCUCAGUCAAUGCUCUCUUUUGACCGAUGUUGGCAUUGAAAGUAUUGCUAAUUCACUGGGGUUGAUUUUGCAAGAAUUAUACCUUGAUGAUUGUGAGACUUUAGAUGCAAUGCGUAUCCUUCCUAAACUUAGGCAGCUGAAAGCAUUGGAAGUUUUGUCACUCAGGGGCGUAGUCAGUGUUUCUGACAAAUUUAUCAAAAACCUAUUUGAGGAAAAUGGUCAGAACAUGAAGGAGCUUGUUUUGGCCAACUGUGUAAAUUUGACUGAUUCUUCUUUAAAGGUCAUUGCCAAUACGUGUCCUCAGUUACGUGUCCUCGAUCCUAGCUAUCUGGGGAAGUUGUCUGAUAUUGGCAUGGCAUAUAUUACAAAUGGCUGUCGCAGUAUUCAAGAUUUGAAACUUUGUCGUUCUCCAUUCAGUGAUGAUGCUAUUGCUGCAUUCCUUGAAACCUCUAGAGAAUCUUUGAUAGAAUUAUCUCUUAAUAACAUAUCCAAGGUUGGUCAGAAUACCACCAUUUCUCUUGCUAGGCGUUGCAAAAAUCUCGAGAGCUUGGAUCUCUCCUGGUGCCGUCUCCUUACAAACGAGGCACUAGGAUUAAUUGCAGACAGCUGCUUGUCUCUCAGGUUGCUCAAACUUUUUGGUUGCACACAGGUUACGGAGGUUUUUGUGGACGGCCACUCAAACCAACAUUUACAUAUUGUUGGGUUGAAGCUGACUCCAAUUCUGGAACAUAUCAAGAGACCAGAUUUCCAACAAGGACCAUUGCAUUAUUCCACCUUCACCCCAUAUUGAUUCUUGAAUUUGGUGGCUCACAUUGCUUCAUUAUAGGGCAACAAUUCUCUAAUAUUUUUUUUUGUUUCAAUCUAACUUUGUUAAAUGUUCAACCCAUACUUAUGGCAAUUUUAAAACACCCUUGGCAAUUUUGUGACUUGUAUUUGCCAUUACAACAUUUUAUUUUUGUACAGAGAAGUCAAUAGCUAGACUAAUGGUAGAUUUUGUGAUCAGAAUACAGGGAUCACAUUUUAGCACAUGUUGCUAAUGUUUUUGUCAAUGUCUUUGACAGUAUAAUGUUACCUCAGUAAUAUAGCAAGCAAAUGCUUCCUUUCGUUCUU
This is a messenger RNA of Chenopodium quinoa (quinoa), 1951 nucleotides long. Its product is annotated as F-box/LRR-repeat protein 14-like. Gene Ontology annotation, molecular function: protein binding. Gene Ontology annotation, cellular component: SCF ubiquitin ligase complex. The transcript has 6 exons. NCBI's taxonomy places the organism in Eukaryota, Viridiplantae, Streptophyta, Magnoliopsida, Caryophyllales, Amaranthaceae. The record is from RefSeq and is a predicted model, not a curated record. The coding region runs from base 27 to 1631 and encodes 534 amino acids. Gene Ontology annotation, biological process: SCF-dependent proteasomal ubiquitin-dependent protein catabolic process.